AUGGGCAGCUGCUGUGGCGAGAACGAAGGCGCCGCAAUGGAGAUUCAGAACGGCAUCAACACGAACGCCAUCUACGGACCUACAGAUGAGCUUGCCAAGACAAUCUUCGAGGAGAAUGGUUGCAGUCCGGUGGCGGAGAAGGAUAUGAACCAGAUGGGCAAAGCAGGCUGCAGCUACUUCAGCAUCUUCGAGAACGUCGCCCAUGCUGACCAUGACUAUGCCGCCAAUUGCGUGCCGGGUUUGGUCUGCAGCGCGGACGUUGUAGGCAUGACCAAGGGUCUGAUUGCAACCUACGGCGUGGUCAUGCAGAUUUUGCAGCCCAACCUUGGUUCGCUGGCAAACAUCUUCACGGGACCCAUCGACAAGUGCUAUGACGGCAUGAACAAGCUCAAUGCGGGCGAGUUGGAGCAUUCCUUUGUCACGACACCCAUUAUGGGCCCGUUUAAUAUUAAGCUCGGCGAGACUACGAAGAUGGUGGUUGAGGGCAUGAGCCAUGUCGGUGCUCUCGAUUCCCUGAAGAAUUGCCAGAACGCAACGGACGUUGGCUACCUGUUCGUCCACAAGAACCUCUACUGGAGCCACAAGAAGGAUGCCGUCGACCUCGAGGGCUUCUCGGAGUACAAGGCGUCGAAGGAAGCGGAGGAGGAGGCCAAGGCGAGGCAGAAGCAGAUGCAAGCAAUCGCGAAGUCCACAGACAAGGGCGACACGGAGGCUGCAGAGGAGACACUGGAGAAGGCCGAUGCCGAUGUCCCCCCUCCUAAGGCGGAGGUGGACCAGAGUGCCGUCACUUCCGCCAAGAACACCGGGAAGCUCUCGGUGCCCGUGGGCGGCAAGAUUGAGAUCAAGGGUGUGCCCAAGGAGGACUCCGCUGCUGUGGUGAAAGCGCUCGGGCUCGGCGAUAAAGUCAACAUUGCCGAUCGCCGCCUGUCCGAGACGCUCAUCUGA
Symbiodinium natans is the source of this 945-nucleotide messenger RNA. The record is from the annotation of a GenBank genome assembly. Lineage: Eukaryota; Dinophyceae; Suessiales; Symbiodiniaceae.